AUGUACUCGCGGGUCAAACUGGAAGCUGCUUUUGAAAGUGGUUCGAGAGAAGGAGCAGGUGUUCUCCAGUUAGUAGACUUCGACGCGCCUCGGGAUUGUUUUGAAUCAGUUUUACAAGUGGAACCUAAUGUGUUUGUGUUUUCUUUCAUGUGUCUGUCUGUGACUUUUCCGGAUUUCGCUAUCGGUCACAUGUAA
Pediculus humanus corporis (human body louse) is the source of this 195-nucleotide messenger RNA. RefSeq lists its product as uncharacterized. The transcript is spliced from 2 exons. Bases 1 to 195 code for a protein of 64 amino acids. Lineage: Eukaryota; Metazoa; Arthropoda; Insecta; Psocodea; Pediculidae. The record is from RefSeq and is a predicted model, not a curated record.